Molecule: messenger RNA, 960 nt
Organism: Exophiala spinifera
Lineage: Eukaryota; Fungi; Ascomycota; Eurotiomycetes; Chaetothyriales; Herpotrichiellaceae
Exons: 4
Coding region: 1-960 (319 amino acids)
Molecular function (GO): oxidoreductase activity
Source: RefSeq, a predicted model, not a curated record
AUGCCUAUCCCUCGAUACACUUACAAUGGUCCGGUCGACCACACCGUGGUGCCAGACAGGUCAAAGGUCAAAGGGAAGUCCGUCAUCGUGACAGGCGGUGCAAAUGGCAUGGGUGAAGCUAUGGUGCGAGCCUUUGCAGCUGCAGGAGCCUUCGUCACUUUUGGAGACCUUCAGCCACGAGGAAGGGAGCUAGAAGAAGAAUUGAAUGCCGAUGGAGAGAAAGUGGCCUUUGUCAAGUGCGAUAUUCGCAACUGGGACGACCAGAUCCGCAUGUUUGAGACGGCCAGGAAGAAGAGCCCCAGCAACAGCGUCGAUAUCGUGAUUGCAAAUGCCGGCAUCAGUCGAAGCUCGGGGGAUAGUCUAUGGAACCUGGACGCAGAUCCAAAUGGAGAACCAACAAAGCCCGACCUCAACAUCAUCCGAGUGAACAUUGACGGCACGCUCUACACGUGGAAAUUGGCAGUCCACUACUUCCGUCAACAGCCUGAAACCGAGGAUCGGGAUCGAUGUUUCAUCAUCACGGGCAGCAUGGUCGCCUGGAUUGACUCGCCGGGCAAUUGGGAGUACACUGCCACCAAAUACGCGCUCCGUGGAUUCAUGCGUACGGCGCGUCGGUCCAGCUGGGAGCAGGGCAUCAGAAUCAGCUACGUCGCGCCGUGCUGGAUCAAGAGCGCCAUCCGGACGAAAGAGUACGAGUCGUGGCUCAUCGAGCACGGCAUCGAGUUUGGGGAGCAGGAGGAUUGCGCCGGUUGCAUGAUGAGGAUCGCCUGUGACAACAGCAUCAACGGCCACUCGUUGAUGAUCGUACCGCGAUCGAAAGCCAAAGAGGGCUUUAUGGACGUCGGUAAGGAUGACUAUACUGAGGAGGGAUACUUCAAAACCACCCAGGAGACGCAGCUGGUCAUCAUCGAGGACAGGUGGGUCGACGGCUACAAAGUAAGGGUCUAUAAAGCAGACUGA